GCGUCUUCGAAAGGAAGUCUCACCAUCAUGUUUCACUCAUAAGUGUCAAACUAACCACGCAGAGGACUUUACUCUCUCAGCCAUGACUUUAGAGUUCAAGUUCCCUUCAAACCAAACCAAUUUAUUGGCUUUGGAAAACACACUAUAUAAAAUCAAGAUCUUCUAUGAUGAAGAAUCAGCUGAAAGAAACCAGGAACUCACUUCUGAGGUACUUGUGGACAUUGUAAAAGACGAACUUGAGGAAGCUGUCAGAGUUCUGCUGCUUAUGUUUAUUCAAGGAAAAGCAUUGAAACGUGUGAAGAGUUGCCAUUUUGUAUUCAGGGCUGUUCGGAAACCGUGGAAAGCAGCUCAGAAGCUAAAGUUCAAAUCUAAUGGUCAGGUGUUGAGUGUAUGCCCAGAUGUGUUGGAGAUAACAGUGACUACAAGGGCGAAUCCAGCUGCCGUGUUCAAAGACUGUGUGCACUAUCAUGUUGUUAUUGCCAAUAGCUCAUCUUCUCUUAGAGGUAGUGAUUCAACCCAAAUUGAACAAAAUCCGCAAGUAAAAUUACGGUCCCCAAGAUCGUCUCCUUCAAAACGAAAAUACAGCCCUUCCAGGAGCCCAAGAGGUAAAAAGAAAGCUAAAAACAAUAAUUUGAACAAUUCUGAGUGUCUGGAAAGUGAUGAAGCUUCUUUGCUUGCAAUGUGUCCCAAAGAAAAAGAACCAACUGGUAUGCCUUCGACCACAAGCAAUGAAGAAUCAGAGAGAAUGGAAUUUGUUGAAAGUGAGCCAGAAAAACAACAGAUGUUACAUGUUGAAAGAUCUAGGUGUCCUGAACAGAAGUCAAAAAAUAAAAACAACUCAAACAACAGAUCUGAACAGUCCUCAUCUUCAGUCCCUGAGCAACCGUAUUUAGGAAAAUCUGCUCACCCAGAGAAGAGGAAGACCAAGACAGCUGAAGGUCCCUCAAUGAAUCUGCGUUCUAGGCGACCUUUGUUGCAAAAGUCGAGACUAGAUCAGUUUGUAGUGGAAGCAGAGGAGUUGGCAGAGGAACAGAAACUUCAGCAGCUGGCACAGCCCACAAAAUCAUGCAGCAAGACAUCAAAAACCCCUGUGUCAAGUAGGCAGAAACCUCAUAGAUCAAGCCUGAGUUCAGCUUUAGAUAUGUUCCUAACACCAUUCAAGUAUUUCACAAGAAACAAACUGGGAAAGACUUAAGUGAAUAUUGUUGCACAAGCGGUAUAGUAAGAUACAUGUAUUUCAGGUAAAGGAUUUACUGGUAUUCACUUAAAGUUAGACAUUUUUUCAAGUGACAGAGUUUACUUGAUUUGAAUGAUUCGUCCACCUUUAGUAAAAGGUUUUUUUCUGAAGUUUCAUUAAUAUUUUAUCACACUGUGGGUGUAAAAAUUAACAUUUUAAGGCCUUCAUGUGCUGCAGAAAGUGCAUUUUUACAUAUCUCUUACAUUAAGGUGAAAUAUCAUAAAUUGAAAGAUAAAAUUGAUUUGUUUCAGGAAGAAUACUCCUGUUGGAACAAGCUGUUUUAGGCUGUUAAUUUAAUCGUCUUACAUUUGUUAUAGAGUUCAAUAAAUGCAAAGAAAGCACUAAAGUGACAUGUAUAUCAGAUGAAAGACCAUUAAGUAGUAUCCUGGAAACUAGUUGACUUUUUUAUUAGGAUUUUUUUUAACUGAGUUAUAAAAUGAUUUUAGAAUAUAAGAUUCUAUAUUGGUCCUUUGGGAAUGGGUAAUGUCACAUCCAUAGAGUUUGCUUAAAAUAGUUGUCUCAUGGUCCAUUCAAUAAUGCAUCUAUAGCUCUACAUGUGUAUGCAUUUGUUUGUUUGAUUGGGAUUUCUCAUGGUGGAUGCAUUUUGAGUGCAGGACACAGUCUGCGUGGAAAGUGGCAAAAACCUGACAUGGCGUCACUUAUCACAAUAUGGUAUGAAAAGGCUGCUGUAUAUUUUAACCCCCCAAAAAAUCAAAUAUUAUAUGUUAUUUAUAAUUUAUUUUGAGUUUGAUUGCCACUGCAUGGUCAUGCAACCCAAGCAAUUAUAGACUUACAAUUUUAUUGCCUAAAUCACAUGAUAGGCGGUUGUUAUACUUCAAGAGGUAUACAUGUAAUUAACAUUGGCCGUUAAAAACUCUGACUAGCAGAUGUUAAAAAAAAUUAAGUUCAGGCUUUCCCACCCACAUUGUUUGUUUUGACAGCUACCAUCGUUGAUGUAACCACAACAGGGUAAUUAAUUUCCUAACUAUCAACUGGACAAGUAGUUUAAAGUCAUUUUGACACCCCUAGAAGAAAGCUGAAAAUCUUUCUUGUAUUUCUGUAUGUUAGGCCACAUCAUAUACUUCAUAUUAAGAAAUAAAAACCAAGCAUUUCACAUAUUAUUUAAAGUUCUAAUGUUCUAUGGUAUUGGAACCUAUAAAUUGACGCUGAGAAAAGAGGAUAUUGACAGAUGAGAUUGACAUCUCUGUUGUUUUCUUGACCUGAUAGCCUAAUGCUAUUUAAAUGGGAACAAAUGAAGAAAAUGAUUUAUGGAACUUUUACCAUUACUUGAAAGGCUUUGUAAGGCUUAGUCACCGACUUUGGCUUUGUGGGCAUUGGUAGUUCCUUAUAAAUUCAUGACAGCAUUUCAGUACCGGACAGCAUGAUUUCUAUACUAUGACACGGAUUAGAGCUAGAGAUAGAAAACGCAUGAAUUCAUUAUGUGUGAACUAAUUUUUAUCACAACCC
Liolophura sinensis is the source of this 2704-nucleotide messenger RNA. RefSeq lists its product as uncharacterized. The coding region runs from base 83 to 1195 and encodes 370 amino acids. Lineage: Eukaryota; Metazoa; Mollusca; Polyplacophora; Chitonida; Chitonidae. The transcript is spliced from 2 exons. The record is from RefSeq and is a predicted model, not a curated record.